Molecule: messenger RNA, 2861 nt
Organism: Tyto alba (common barn owl)
Lineage: Eukaryota; Metazoa; Chordata; Aves; Strigiformes; Tytonidae
Gene: PDK3
Product: pyruvate dehydrogenase kinase 3
Exons: 11
Coding region: 137-1357 (406 amino acids)
Biological process (GO): regulation of glucose metabolic process; protein phosphorylation
Cellular component (GO): mitochondrion
Molecular function (GO): pyruvate dehydrogenase (acetyl-transferring) kinase activity
Source: RefSeq, a predicted model, not a curated record
CCCUCCCCUCCCACGGGCCGGGCCGGGCCGGGCCGGGCCGGCCGCUCCCCUGGCAUGAGCGCGGGUGGCUGCGCCGCCGCCGCCGCCCCAGCGCCCUAGUGCCGCUGCCGGGGAGCCGGGCGGGCCGCGCCGCGCCAUGCGGCUGUGCGGGGCGCUGCUGAAGAGCCCCAUCCCCAAGCAGAUCGAGUACUACUCCCGCUUCUCCCCCUCGCCCCUCUCCAUCAAGCAGUUCCUCGACUUCGGACGUGACAAUGCAUGUGAGAAGACUUCAUACAUGUUUCUGCGGAAGGAACUUCCUGUGCGACUAGCUAACACAAUGAGAGAAGUCAAUUUGUUGCCUGACAACUUACUUAACAGGCCUUCAGUUGGGCUAGUACAGAGUUGGUACAUGCAGAGUUUUCUUGAGCUUUUAGAAUAUGAAAACAAAAGUCCUGAGGAUCCUCAUGUUCUGGAUGACUUUUUAGAUGUUUUAAUUAAAGUCAGGAACAGACACAAUGAUGUGGUUCCAACCAUGGCGCAAGGGGUGAUUGAAUACAAGGAAAAAUAUGGCUUUGAUCCAUUUGUUAGCAGUAACAUCCAGUAUUUUCUAGAUAGAUUCUACACCAACCGCAUCUCUUUCCGUAUGCUUAUUAACCAACACACACUUCUUUUUGGUGGUGAUAUUAAUCCUGCUCAUCCCAAACAUAUUGGAAGCAUUGAUCCUAAUUGUAAUGUGGCAGAGGUGGUUAAAGAUGCUUAUGAAACAGCUAAGAUGUUAUGUGAACAGUACUAUCUGGUGGCACCUGAUCUGGAAGUUGAAGAAUUCAAUGCUAAAGCUCCAAACAAACCUAUUCAAGUAGUCUAUGUACCUUCUCAUUUGUUUCAUAUGUUAUUUGAAUUAUUCAAGAAUUCAAUGAGAGCUACAGUGGAAUUGCAUGAAGGUAAGAGAGAAGCCUAUCCAUCGAUCAAAACCUUAGUCACUUUGGGGAAAGAAGAUCUAUCUAUUAAGAUAAGUGAUCAAGGUGGAGGUGUACCUUUAAGAAAAAUAGACAGAUUGUUUAACUACAUGUACUCAACAGCACCCAGGCCCAGUUUGGAACCCUCAAGAGCUGUGCCUUUGGCUGGGUUUGGCUAUGGCUUGCCAAUUUCUCGUCUGUAUGCUAGAUACUUUCAAGGUGACCUUAAACUCUACUCAAUGGAAGGCGUUGGUUCAGAUGCUGUAAUUUAUUUGAAGGCCCUUUCAAGUGAAUCAUUUGAAAGACUUCCUGUUUUUAAUAAGUCAGCAUGGCGACACUACAAGACCACACCUGAAGCAGAUGACUGGAGCAAUCCUAGCAGUGAACCAAGGGAUGCUUCUAAAUAUAAAGCUAAUCGAUAAUUUGCUACCUUUUGUCUCGGUUGGAGAUGACCUCUGCAUUCAGUAUAAAGUCUCUGCUUUGUUCAAAAAUCCUUCAAACCACAAUAGCUAAUUAUUUCCAAACAAAGACCUAAUCAGGGCAUUGAAAAAUACUAAGAACAAAGUGAUGAUUGGGACUUAAAGGAAGGCACUGAGCGCGUUUGGUAUGUGAAACCUGUCAGCUUCAGCAGAAUAUGCUUGGUUGCUUCAGUCAUGCAUUGACAAAAGGGGUUGCACUGUGAUUGCACUUAAGAAUACAAAGUUGUAACAAAAAGAUACUAUUUGAAAUGGCCAAUUUGUAUUGCAAUAUGAGGAUUGGCAAAAUGUGCAGAAUCCCUUUAAGUGGUGAAUAGUAUCUUGCACAGCAAUGUGGUAUAAAAGAAAAAAUCCUCGUGUUGUUAAACAUUCGCUUUGAAAAUCCACUCUUUGCUGCAUUUUAUAUUGCACAGUGUCACCUGUUACAGAAAAUCCCUUUGAGCUCUUAAGAUCUUAUGUCUAAUGAGCUUAUAAAUACAUAGUUCUACAAAGGGUUGUGCAGCUUUAAACUAAUGCUUUCCCCAAAUUCCCAAAUCCAUUUGUGAAGUGCAUACAAAAAUUAUGUUGUUACAAGACGUUGGGAAUUCCACUUCUUGGUAUGCACCUUAAUGAUUUUCUUGACACACAAACACAGAACUGCAUUUCUAUUAAGUUUCUUCUUGUUUUGAGGAAAGAUCGUAAGUAGUUAGAUCAUCUAUCCAUACGAGAAAUUCUGUCAGUACAGGGACAGGGGGUAACUAAAUUUCAUGUUCAUUGCCUAUCAUUUCUGGGGGGUUGGGAUGGGGAAGGAAAUGCUGAAAGGCCGGACAGCCAGUCAUACAAAUGAGUUUGCCUUAAGAGUGUUGGUUGCUUGGAACCUGAUUAGUUUAAAACCUGUAAAUAGUUUGCAAAGUUAUUUAUAUAUUCAAUGUCUGACUAUAGUCUGGUAAUCUGAAUUUGUAGUGUAUAUAAAGAUGUUGUACACCAGCUUUUGGAAAGUGUCAUUGGUCUAAACACAUGAAACUGGAAAUAGCGUAGAAACGGGAGGGACAUAACAUAGCUGGUACCUGAUUUAAGGGAGGGAGGGAAAAAAUUGAAGAGAAAAACCCCAAGUGCUUUCCCCUUAAAUUUACUGUAAGGGUUAUUGCUGAUUAUUAGGAAUCUGUUCUUCACCAGAUCCUUGCCAAAUACUAUGGCCUUACAGAAAAAUUUGUGAAAUUUAGAAGUUCUGGUGAUAUCCUAGCCAUGGGAAUAAAGUAGGUGAGUUUUAAGCAACUCUUAUGCACCCUCAGUUUCUCUUAGGUGUUUUGAUAUGUUUUUGAAAGAUACUGCAGAUUUUAGCAUGGAAGAACGAAACUUGGUUACUGUAAUUGUGGGGGAGCUGUCCCUGUUGUCCUCCCAAUAUUUAUUUUUAUAAAGAACUGAUCUAUUAGGUAAACAGGGAAAUGCUGAGGAAUUCCUAGGUAUUUUU